AUGAAUCCAAAAGAUUCUCAAUAUCAACAACAUAUCCUUAGACUAAAGAAUAUACCCAAUACAAAAUUUAUUACAUUUGCUCCAGCAACCGGAAGUUGGGUGUUUGAAGUAGAAGAUUUUACUAUUAGUGUAAAUUGUCCAGCAGGAGAUUGUACACCAUCAGAAUGUCCAACAGUAAAUUGCCAACCAAUAGAUUGUCCAGAAGAAACGUGUAUACAACCAUAUCCAAAAGAUUCUCAAUAUCAACAACAUAUCCUUAGAUUAAAGAAUAUACCCAAUACAAAAUUUAUUACAUUUGUUCCAGCAACCGGAAGUUGGGUGUUUGAAGUAGAAGAUUUUACUAUUAAUGAAGGUGUAAAAGUUCUUAAUGAAGCAAGGUUCCACAGUUCAUAUGAAGUUAUUUCCACUAUAUGUCCUGAAGAUCUAGCCAGUCAAGCAGAUAUUAAUACAAGUUAUAGUCAACAAAUUGAUCGAUUACAAGAUGAGGCACAGCAACUUCUUUUUGAAUCGAAAUGUUACUAUUGGUAUUCAAUUAUUAAUAUGUUGAUUCUUUUCUAUUUAAUUAAGGAAUGUGAUAAUAAUGAGAUGACUGAAGAUUCUUUGAUUGAAUUUGAGAACAAUAUAAACAGAUGUCGACUGAUAGAAAAUGGAAACUGCCAUCGGAGAUUGUUACGACUCACAAUGAAGAAUAUGUUGGAAAAACUUGAUGAAAAAGAUGCAAACAUUUCACAUUAUAAUAAAGUUGCAGAAAAAAAAGCAACAGAGAUCAUUGAUAUUGAAAAAUCAUUAUUUGAGAUUUUUCAACAACUGAAUGAGUUUAGACCUGAUCCAAAUCUCAAUCUAAUUAUUGGACCUAAUGAGGGUAGAAGUGCUUUCAUGUUUGCUAUUGCUCUUGGCUUGGGAUGUAAUACUUUGGUUAGGAAUUUAAAUGUUUUAUAUCAUUAUGCUAAUCUGUUGAUGAAAAUAAGUUAUAUUAGAAGGUUUCUCAAGGAUAUAAGAAAUAUUUCUCAUUUUAUAAAAGAUGGACAAAAUCACGCAUCUAUAAAGAUUGAAUUAAAACAUGAUGAUGAUAAUGUGAUAAUAAUUUGUUUGAUCACAAGAGCUGAUAAUAGAACUCAAUGGACAUUAAAUGGUAAAUUUUUCCAUCUUUGGUGA
This is a messenger RNA of Entrophospora sp. SA101, 1155 nucleotides long. The record is from the annotation of a GenBank genome assembly. NCBI's taxonomy places the organism in Eukaryota, Fungi, Glomeromycota, Glomeromycetes, Entrophosporales, Entrophosporaceae.